AUCAAAGAAAAUUGCAAAAUGUGGUGGAUCAAAACAAUGGCUACACUGGUUGCUCCUGAGGACUUUUCUCCCGGUGAAGAUGCGCUCGCUAUCAACAGGGCUUGUCAAGGAUGGGGUACAGAUGAGAAGGCCAUAAUAUCGAUACUAGGUCACCGAAAUGCAGCUCAAAGGAAGCAAAUCAGGCUGGCUUAUCAAGAGAUUUAUCUAGAGGAUCUCACCAAACAACUUAAAUCUGAGCUUUCUGGCGACCUUGAGAGGGCUAUAUGCCACUGGAUUUUGGACCCUGUCGAACGUGAUGCUGUCUUGGCUAAUGAAGCAUUGAAGAAGGCAAGACCUGAUUAUCGGGUAAUUCUUGAAACUGCAUACAUGAAAUCUCCGGAAGAGCUCUUGGCAGUGAAGCGUGCUUACCAGUUUCUCUACAAGCGUUCCCUUGAAGAAGAUGUGGCCUCACAUACCACAGGUGACAUGCGACGGCUUCUGAUUGCAGUAGUGAGCGUUUAUAGAUAUGAGGGUGAGGAGAUUGAUGAGGGAGUGGCACAUUCAGAAGCCAAUAUUCUUGGGGAUGAAAUGCAAGGGGGAGCUCUCAAGGGUGAGGAGAUUAUCAGAAUACUGAGUACAAGGAGCAAGGCACAGCUUAUCGCAACUUUCAACAACUACAAGCAAAUUCAUGGCACAUCCAUCACCAAGAGUUUACGUGGUGACCCAACUGAGGAAUUCUCAGCAGCAUUGCGUGCUGCCAUUCGAUGCAUCAGGAACCCGAAAAAGUACUUACAAAAGCUACUGUGCAAUGUGAUCAAUAACAUGGGAACAGAUGAAGACACUCUCAGCCGCGUGAUCAUCACACGUGCAGAAAAGGACUUGAAGGAGAUGAAGGAGCUGUAUUUGGAGAGAAACAGCAGGUCUCUUGAAGAUGCAGUAUCCAGUGAGACCACUGGAGAUUACAAGGCAUUUCUUCUCACCUUGCUGGGAAAUCAAGAGUUCUAGGUUUCUAAUCCUCUUCAGCUCUAAGUACUGCUUAAUGGGAUUCUUCAAUUUGAUUUCUACUGUUUCUGUUUUAUGCUUAAUUUCUCAUAGCAUUCGUUCUUGUUA
Vitis vinifera (wine grape) is the source of this 1089-nucleotide messenger RNA. RefSeq names its product annexin D8. Bases 19 to 984 code for a protein of 321 amino acids. The transcript has 6 exons. Lineage: Eukaryota; Viridiplantae; Streptophyta; Magnoliopsida; Vitales; Vitaceae. Gene Ontology annotation, molecular function: calcium-dependent phospholipid binding; calcium ion binding. Gene Ontology annotation, cellular component: cytoplasm. The record is from RefSeq and is a predicted model, not a curated record.